UGAUUUUAUGUUUUUGUUGUUGCUGUGCUGUCAUGGCGUAAUUUUCGUUGUUCUGCUUAGAAAACACAUACAUAUAUUAAAAAAAUCAAAAUUUCUGACUAAUUCUUAAAAAAAGAAAACAAAUACGAUAGUGUAAAUAAAGAGUGCUAAGCUAAAGGUGAUCCUUUGUAUUAUAGUCUAUUUGAACAAAAAGUUCAGAUAGUAUAAAAUGAGUGAAUUCUUUAAAUCGGCGAUGGGCUAUUUUAAUACAGCCCCAAAUGCCAACGUUAAUGGAGAUACUGUGAAUAGUAUCUCUGGCAGUUUUACUCCAGCAGCAAAUAUAACCACAAACGAGUUUUGUGGACAAAUUGUUGAAGUGGCAGGAUAUAAGCUUCGCGUAAAGCGCAUUAUUGCAGAAGGCGGAUUUGCCUUUGUAUAUGUCGCACAAGAUGUGCAGUCUGGUAAAGAAUACGCCCUCAAGCGUCUCAUAGGAACUGAUAAACAAGCUUGCAAUGCUAUCAUUAAUGAAAUUAACACGCAUAAACAACUUUCUGGGCACCCAAAUAUUGUGGCAUUUAUUGGAGCAACAUUUAUUGAUAAAACGACAGGACCUCAACAGCGUGCAGAAUAUUUACUACUUACGGAGCUUUGCAAUGGGGGUUCACUAAUUGACUGCCUAAAUGUACCAUUUGAUCCAGCUUUGGUUCUACGCAUUUUUUAUCAGGCCUCACGUGCUGUGGCUCAUAUGCACACUCAGACACCACCAAUAAGUCAUCGGGAUAUUAAGAUUGAAAACUUUCUUAUCAGCAAUGAUAAACAACUAAAACUAUGCGAUUUUGGUUCAGCUACUAAGGAGACAUUUGCACCCACAAUUGAGUGGGGAGCCAAACAACGUAAUUUACUUGAAGAUCAGUUGAGCUCUGUUACGACACCAAUGUAUCGCGCACCCGAAAUGCUAGACACCUGGUCCAAUUACGAAAUCGGUAUAAAGGUUGAUGUUUGGGCUUUGGGCUGCAUUCUAUAUGCUUUAUGUUUUCAAAAGCAUCCUUUUGAAGAUUCCGCCAAAUUGCGUAUUGUAAAUGGAAAUUAUAUUCUGCCCACAGAUUCCCGUUUUCAAUGUUUUCAUGAUGUUAUAAAAGGCUGUCUUAAUGUAAAUCCAGCGCACCGCUUUAAUAUAUCGAUGGUGCUAGAACGUUUGGCUGCUAUUUCCGAAACGAAAAAUUGGUCGCUCAAAGGUGCUCUUGAAUUGCAAGGAAAACCCAUAGAGUCCCCACAACCAGGAAGUCCUAUAAAUGGCACAAACCCUGCGAAUAUUAGUGGCGGCAGUGUUACACGGCCACCAGCAAGUACAGCUAAAGUUGUUGAGGGUACUAGUAAAUCUAGUUUCUAUAUGGAUGAACCUACGGAUAAACUGCCAAAAACGCAAUCAGCUAAUAAUUCCGCAACCAUUAAUACAGCGGGUAAUCCUAGUACAUCCAAUACUAGUUUAUUCUCAUCAUUGCGUGGUGGUGCCGGCAGUUUUCUAAAAAAUCUCAAAGACACAUCAUCAAAGGUCAUGCAAACAAUGCAACAAACCAUAGCUCGUACUGAUUUAGAUAUCAGUUACAUAACUUCACGUGUUUUGGUAAUGCCUUGUCCAUCGGAAGGCUUCGAAUCAGCUUACAAAACUAACAAUAUCGAAGAUGUGCGAUUAUCCAUUGAAAGUCGGUUUCCACCGCAAAAAGUGAGCAUUUACAACUUUGGCCCCAGCAACUGUCCACGUUUACCACCGCCAGUGCGCACUGUCGAAGUCGGUUCAAUAUAUGSUUGCCCGCAAGCGCAUUCUCCUAGUUUGGAAGGUAUAUACUCGGUUGUCGAAGACAUGUACGGUUUCCUAAAAGCCGACCCUAAAUCGAUAGUCAUUCUACAAACGAGCGACUCGGGCGGUUGUUCUGCCGCAACAAUAGCUGCGGCAAUGCUUAUGUAUGCGAACUUAAUUAAUGAACCCGAAGAUGCAGUCCAAGUAUUUGCCGUAAAGCGGCAUCCACUUAAUCUGCGAGCAUCCGAGUUCCGUUACUUAUAUUAUUUCGGUGAUAUUUUGCGUCCAACACCACUAUUACCACACUACAAAAGUAUCAACUUGGUUUCGUUGUGUUGCCAGCCAGUGCCGCGUAUGACAAAGGCGAGAGAUGGUUGUCGCAUUUAUAUGGAAGUAUACUGCAAUGAUCGACUGCUGCUAAGCACUUUGCAGGAUUACGAAAAAAUGAGGUUAUAUUUGUCGGGACCUGGCAAGAUAACACUGCCCAUUAAUUUAACUGUUUGCGGUGAUCUAAUAAUUGUGCUUUAUCAUGCGCGCAAUGCGCUUAAGGGUAUGGUGCGUCCACAGAGUUUAAAAAUAUGUCAAUUUCAAAUAAAUACUGGAUUCAUACCGGAACAAGAAACAUUGAUCACAUUUGCAUUGAACGAUUUGGACGACUUACCUGAUGUCGAUCAGGUGCCACCAGACUUCUGUGUUUCACUUUCCAUAACUUUCACGGACAACGAAUGCCCGCCAAGCAGAAAUCCUCCUUGGUUGCCAGCCAAGCCAAAACGCAACGCACAACAUCUCUUCAGUUCACAGUUGGAGUUCGAAGAAAUGGUGGAUAAUUUUGUGACGAAACCAACUUCCAAUCAACAAACGGCGGCGACAAAACCGCAACUGACAACACAUGCUGUACAAAAGCCCUUACGUCCCAAUACACCGCCUAUUUUGCCGGAUGUUACUGAAAUACGACAUGAGUAUGCACAACGUACCCAGCCAGAAACAUCGCCCCCAAUAGAUUUGCUUAAUCUGAAUCAGCCGCAAUCGCAGCUGCCAGUACAAGAUCCACAAGCAACAGCAAUGCCAACGAGCGAUGCUAGUUUUGACUUACUUGGCGCAUUUGGUGAUGACAACUCAUCUGGUAUCGGGUCGGCACCUAUACCGGAUAUUUUAGAAAACAAUGUGCAGCCCACAUCAARCGCCGAUUUGGAUGAUAUUUUCGGCUCGGUUGCCUCAGCCGCCCCCAAAAUCAGCGUAGAAUUCAAUAGCUUUGGUGGAGCUCAGCCGACACUCGCUGAUACUGACGCAACCGCUAGUGCAAGCACAUCCAGACCUAAAGUAAGUCCAACUCCGGCAACGGGGGCUUUCUUCGGGUCAGUACCAACGUUCAAUACAAACAGCAGCAAGGAGCCAUCACCCCAAAAUUCAAAAGAUCCAUUCGCUGACAUUGCCAAUAUGGCCUCUGGUCUCAACAUCAACUUCAAUCCCCACACACUAGGCAGUAAAUCAACAGGUGCUACACCAAUCGGUACCAGUCCUUAUACCACACAAUUCUCUAGCCCCACACACAACACAAACAGCGUAAGAACACCACAACCAUCACAGCCAACAACGGCUUCACCGAAUCAUAUGAAAUCACCUAGCGGUGUUGGUAAUUUUGGUGCAUCGUUUACAAGUGGCUCAAUAUUUUCCACGCCUUUGGGUCAAAACUCGAACCGGCCGUCACCUCAGCCGACUGCAGCUUCGGCUGGUGCAAAUACGCAAUCUAACCGGCCAGAUUAUAGUCGCUCCAACUUCGAUACUUCGAAACCCGCACAGAACACAGGCCCACAAGCUAAAAACGCUGACAUCUUCGCUGACAUACUGGGUGAACAAGGUUACAAAUUCGGUAGCAAAACAAAUCAAGGACCUCGUUCCAUUAAUGAAAUGCGUAAGGAAGAUCUUAUAAAGGAAAUGGAUCCGGAAAAAGUUAAAAUUAUGGAAUGGACCGAAGGCAAGAAGAGUAACAUACGUGCGCUCUUGUGUUCCAUGCACACGGUGCUUUGGACAGACGCAAAAUGGACUAAAUGCGAGAUGUCCACACUCAUUACGCCAGCCGAUGUAAAAAAGUCUUAUAGGCGAGCCUGCCUUGCAGUACACCCAGAUAAGCAUAAUGGCACUGAAUAUGAGAGUAUAGCUAAAUUAAUAUUUAUGGAGCUGAACAACGCUUGGACUGAUUUUGAGAACGAUGCCACACAGCAAAAUAUAUUCAACACGUAAAAUGCAUAAUGCAAAUAUACAAAAUAAUCAGCUCGGAAAGYAAAUCAAUUCUUAAGUGCAUACAAAUAGCUAAUAUAAAGAAAUUUCAAAGAAAUUUAGUUUAUACUUGAGUAUAAAUUUCCUUAAACUAGUUUUUAAAUAACUGGUAACGCAUGUAUGCAUAUAUAAUUGAUUAUAAAUCUUUAACUAUAAGUUUCGAGUAAUACCAUCAUACCAAUUGUAUUCAUAUACAUUUUUUUUUUUUUUGCAACAAGAAUUCUAAAAUCUAAUAGCCAAUGUUUAUUUUUACAAAUGGUCUGAACAAUUUACUUAAUUUCUCUACUAAGAAAAUGCCUUAAAUAGUUACUAUUAUUAUGAAAUUUUUUAUUUCACAAUCGAUUUAAAAUCAAACGGUCGAUCUACUCAAAAACUUUUUCUAUUGAAUAGUUUAAAAAAAAAAUUAUUAUUUUUUUUUACAAAUUGUGAUUUGAAUACAAAAAAAAUUGGAAUUUAAAAUAUAAUUUUCUAUUUGUCAAACUGCUUACAGUUAACAAUAAUCCGCAAGUGUGAGUGGGAACUCAGUUUACCAUAUCUUUGAAAAAAUAUUCUUUAAAAUAUUUUUAAUUAAAUUAUGAAUCGACUAACGGAUUUGAAAGGACUAAUUAUUAAAAAAAAUAUAUAUAUUAUACAACUUUA
This is a messenger RNA of Bactrocera latifrons, 4693 nucleotides long. It is a transcript of the gene aux, whose product is annotated as cyclin-G-associated kinase. The coding region runs from base 209 to 4018 and encodes 1269 amino acids. Lineage: Eukaryota; Metazoa; Arthropoda; Insecta; Diptera; Tephritidae. The transcript is spliced from 12 exons. Gene Ontology annotation, molecular function: ATP binding; AP-2 adaptor complex binding; protein serine/threonine kinase activity. Gene Ontology annotation, biological process: regulation of clathrin-dependent endocytosis; protein phosphorylation; positive regulation of Notch signaling pathway. The record is from RefSeq and is a predicted model, not a curated record. Gene Ontology annotation, cellular component: cytoplasm.